This is a messenger RNA of Bufo gargarizans (Asiatic toad), 2875 nucleotides long. RefSeq names its product tetraspanin 15 (gene TSPAN15). The record is from RefSeq and is a predicted model, not a curated record. Lineage: Eukaryota; Metazoa; Chordata; Amphibia; Anura; Bufonidae. The coding region runs from base 1156 to 2052 and encodes 298 amino acids. Gene Ontology annotation, cellular component: membrane. The transcript is spliced from 8 exons.
CUGAGGGAAGCCCCGCAGCUUGCCAAAGGAAGGCCACCCAUUGCGAUGAGCGGCCAGGGGAUCUAUUUUUGCUAGUUGCAAGAGGCCAACUUCUGAGCAGCGCAGGCUGCACACAGAGGACUGCCUGCCGGCUCCACAGUCCUGGAUGAUCCUGUUUCCUGGUGUGACCGACACCCGUCAGCAACACUACAGCUGCAAGUCACCCUGCACAGCCGCCCAUCACACCCAUCCAAGGCCAGUGUGCAGCUGAAUACACAGCCUGACCCCUCCUAUUGCUAUUCAACCAUUCACACCCCGACAGCAAUUUGUACUAUCCCUGUUCACAUUCAUCUUGUGCCGCACUUUACCUGUGCCUGCUGACAGCUGAUGAGGCAUAGGCAGUUACCUUCUGCAGGAAGAUUUCUUGCUCUACUUCGGCUUCAAGGAGUUUCUCCUAAUUUACCUGGACUUCUAGGAGCUUCUCCUACACUACCUGGACUUCUAGGAGCUUCUCCUACACUACCUGGACUUCUAGGAGCUUCUCCUACACUACCUGGACUUCUAGGAGCUUCUCCUACACUACCUGGACUUCUAGGAGCUUCUCCUACACUACCUGGACUUCUAGGACCUUUUCCUACACUACCUAUGCUUCAAGGAGUUUCUUCGACACCACCUGAGCUUCAAGGAGCUUCUUCUAAACUACCUGAGCUUCAAGGAGCUUCUUCUAAACUACCUGGGCUUCAGUGAGCUUCUUCUAAACUACCUGGGCUUCAGUGAGCUUCUUCUAAACUACCUGGGCUUCAGUGAGCUUCUUCUAAACUACCUGGGCUUCAGUGAGCUUCUUCUAAACUACCUGGGCUUCAGUGAGCUUCUUCUAAACUACCUGGGCUUCAGUGAGCUUCUUCUAAACUACCUGGGCUUCAGUGAGCUUCUUCUAAACUACCUGGGCUUCAGUGAGCUUCUUCUAAACUACCUGGGCUUCAGUGAGCUUCUACUAAACUACCUGGGCUUCUUCUAAACCACAUGGGCUUCAAGGUGCUUCCCCUCACUACCUGACCUACAAAGGAAGUCUCAAUUACCUGUUCUGCAAGGAACAUAGGAGGCACCCCCUUUACCUGGGCUACAGCUUCCCAAUAGUGCUACUAAGAGUCCUGGGUCCUACUUUCGUGCAGUGUCAUGGCUACUGGAGAGGUUCGGUACUGCUCCAGGUUCCCGUACCUGUGCCUGAAAUUUACCCUCAUUGUAUACUGUACUAUAUUCUGGCUGUUCGGCGCUCUUGUCCUGGCAGUUGGGAUCUACGCUGAAGUCGAGAGGCAGAAAUACAAGACUUUACAUGGCGCCUUCCUAGCUCCUGCCAUCAUCCUCAUCCUCCUGGGAGUGCUCAUGUUUGUUGUGUCCUUCAUUGGAGUAUUGGCCUCGCUCCGGGAUAACUUGUGCCUGCUCAAAGUGUUCAUGUAUACCCUGGGGGUCUGCCUAAUUCUGGAGUUGACUGGAGGGAUCGUUGCCUUGCUCUUUAAAAAUCAGACCAUGGAUCUCCUGAAUAAAAACAUUCGGAAGGGAAUACGGAAUUACUACGAUGAUCUUGACUUCAAAAAUAUAAUGGACUUUGUGCAAACACAGUUCAAGUGCUGUGGUGGAGCAGAGUAUAUGGACUGGGAGCAGAAUGAGUAUCACUCUUGCACGGCCCCCGGGCCUUUUGCAUGCGGAGUUCCCUAUACUUGCUGUAUCACCAACAAGACAGCAGUGCUGAAUACAAUGUGCGGAUUCAAGACCAUGACGCUGAUCAGACAGGCCGCUCAGCAGUUUAUCUACGUCCGAGGCUGCACCAAUGCCGUCAUCAUCUGGUUCCUGGAUAAUUAUACCAUCAUGGCUGGAGCAUUAUUUGGUAUUCUAUUCCCACAGUUCCUUGGAGUCCUCCUCUCUCUCCUUUAUGUGACCCGAGUAGAAGACAUGAUUAGUGAGUGGAAUGCCUCUGCUGAUGUUCUCCUGGAGGGUGAGUCCACCAAACACGAGAUCGAGUUCUCCUCCGUGGGCUGCUGCCGAUGCUAUCCAGGGGAGGAAUCGACAGCCUGAGCGCCUUCUCCUAGCAGCAAUUCUUCUGCUAACAAACACUAAAUAUUAACCCCAGAGCUGACCUGGAACAUUGGAGAACACGUCCAGUCCUAGAGGUAAUGGACUGGUGGACUCUUCUGAUAAACUACAUUUUCCACUUUAGUUUGACCAACAACUUUUAAGAUGUAUCGUGCCUGGUGUGUUCUGAAUAGGACAUCACUGUAUUGGUUCUCAGAGACUCUUUAAGCUAAAUUGCCAUCUUUCUUGAAGUGCACUCGAAGGAGGAUUCACCUCAUAUACAGGAGCAAAUGGAAACGCUGCCAUGAAUAUACGGCACACUGUGGUAAAAGACCUAAAAUCCUGUGGCCAUAGCCAAAUGUUUCACAGCAUCAAGUUUCAAGAUUAUCUGUAUAUUUUUUAUUUUUUUACUUUGGGUGCAAAAAAGGAAAACGUCAUACCUCAGGAUCCUAUCAAACUGGAAACUUAAAGGGGUUGUCAAAUUUUUGCAGCCUCUUUUAGUAUAUAAACCCACAAAAAAAAUAAGAAGAUUGAUGGUGGUCCCAGUGCUGGGAUUCCUAGAAAAUCAGCUGUAAUCUGCUAAGGAAGCAAGUGUUAAUUUACCCAACAGCACACCCACAGGUGAAAUUAAGCAUUACACUGUGCACAAUGAAAUGAACAGGCUGCAGGUAGGGACCAGGUCCUCCACUGAGAGACAUUCUUUGCACCCGCCAAUUGCUGUGGGUCCUGAUCUAGUGAUGCCCCUCAGAAUACCCUAAUGGGGUGUCAGCACAUUAGUUUCCUAAAUCAAUCCACCAAUUUAAAGGGGUACUCUGCAGCUCAUGGG